AUGGUCACUACUACAACUACAUCAACUAUUACAAGUGAUACUACCAAUACAUUCAUUAAUCCACUACCACCAACUGAACAUAAGGAUAUACUUUCAAAUACUUCAUUCGCUAAUCAGCAACAACACCCACAGCCUUCAAAGCAAGAUAUUAUCAAUAAUUUAAUAGAACUAGCCAAACAAGAACAAGCCAAAGGUAAUACAUCCAUCACGUCAGAUAAAUUAGAUAAACUUCAAAGUAUACUACAGAAUAAAACCAACAAUAGAACCCUCUCACCAAAGAGUAGUUAUAAUUUUGACAAGUUUCAACAAUUUAAACAAGUUCCUACUACCAAAGAAGCUAGUCCGAGGGUAAAACCUAAAUAUCCUCCUAUUUUUGAUAAAUUUGAUAUUGACAAAACAGUAUCAAAGCAGGAAUCAUUGUCAGAAAAAGAUCUCACCGCAUCAAGAUCAACGAAGAAGUCUAAGAAAAGGGGAGGCAAGUUUUUCCAAGCUAAAAAGUUUACGUUCAAACAGUUGGAAUUUAUGUUUAUAAAUUUCCUUGAAACCAUAGCCAAUUUAUUGGAUAAUUUACAUUUACUUUCAAAUAUGCCAAUGUUUCCACAAGUUCUAACUAAGUUGUUAAAACAAACUAAUAAACUAUGGGUGUUAAUCCUUGUAUUUUUGAUAAGGAAAACCAUUUCACAACUAUUAAAUGUUAUACGCAAGAUUAGAAAAGUUCAUAUCGAACUAAACAUUGUCAACAAUUCCAGCAAAAGUGAGCUUUCAAAACCAGUUAAUGAGGAUAUUAAUCGUAAAUACAACAAGAUUUUAAAAGAUUUGAAAUUUGAUAAAAUGAUGCUUAUAUUUGAAUUAGUGGGUAAUUUUCUUGAUUUGGUGUUCAAUUUGAUUGAAUUGAGCGAAAUAAAUGUACCCAAUUGGAUAAUGAGUGGGUUGAAUGUUGCUAGUAUGGGUAUGACUAUUUACAGAAUGAAUAAAGAUGAUGAAUAUAUCGAUGAUGAUAUUACUGAGGAUUUGAUAUAA
Messenger RNA from Lodderomyces orthopsilosis Co 90-125, 1020 nucleotides. RefSeq lists its product as uncharacterized. The record is from RefSeq and is a predicted model, not a curated record. The transcript has a single exon. Gene Ontology annotation, biological process: peroxisome fission. The coding region runs from base 1 to 1020 and encodes 339 amino acids. Gene Ontology annotation, cellular component: peroxisomal membrane. Lineage: Eukaryota; Fungi; Ascomycota; Pichiomycetes; Serinales; Debaryomycetaceae.